AUGUGGAUGCUGGGAGAAGUAUGUGAGAUGGAAAAGUUGUUUCAUGGCAUCCAAGAAGUGAAUGAUCCUCAAGGUGUAGCAGAGGAAUUUGUAGGAGAGAGGGAUGAUUGACAUCUUCGUGUAGCCCUCCAUCCAUCCCAGUUAGCAUGGAGGGAUUUUAGGGCUACCAUUGGCUGGGUAGUGGAGUGUUGACCAAUCACAGCUCAGGGGCGUGAUUGUCUCGUCCUGGGAUCGCGAGAGGUGUAUAUACAGGGAGGCCAGGCAGCCUGGAGUUAGUCGACCGUUGCGAGACGUUGAGCUGCGGAAGAUGAGUCCAAAGCCGAGAGCCUCGGGACCUCCGGCCAAGGCCAAGGAGGCAGGAAAGAGGAAGUCCUCCUCUCAGCCGAGCCCCAGUGACCCGAAGAAGAAGACUACCAAGGUGGCCAAGAAGGGAAAAGCAGUUCGUAGAGGGAGACGCGGGAAGAAAGGGGCUGCGACAAAGAUGGCGGCCGUGACGGCACCUGAGGCGGAGAGCGGGCCAGCGGCACCCGGCCCCAGCGACCAGCCCAGCCAGGAGCUCCCUCAGCACGAGCUGCCGCCGGAGGAGCCAGUGAGCGAGGGGACCCAGCACGACCCCCUGAGUCAGGAGAGCGAGCUGGAGGAACCACUGAGUCAGGAGAGCGAGGUGGAAGAACCACUGAGUCAGGAGAGCCAGGUGGAGGAACCACUGAGUCAGGAGAGCGAGGUGGAAGAACCACUGAGUCAGGAGAGCCAGGUGGAGGAACCACUGAGUCAGGAGAGCGAGGUGGAGGAACCACUGAGUCAGGAGAGCGAGGUGGAAGAACCACUGAGUCAGGAGAGCCAGGUGGAGGAACCACUGAGUCAGGAGAGCGAGGUGGAAGAACCACUGAGUCAGGAGAGCCAGGUGGAGGAACCACUGAGUCAGGAGAGCGAGAUGGAAGAACCACUGAGUCAGGAGAGCCAGGUGGAGGAACCACUGAGUCAGGAGAGCGAGAUGGAAGAACCACUGAGUCAGGAGAGCGAGAUGGAAGAACUACCGAGUGUGUAGACGGCCAAGUACUCCCCUAUCUCCGAGAGCAGCGACUAAGUUCAGGCCCAGCCGCCAGACCUCAGAGAUCUCACCAGCGGGGUGCUUGCCAUUCUGAUGAUAAUAAAAUGAAUGUGUUGCAAAUUGA
Messenger RNA from Homo sapiens (human), 1175 nucleotides. RefSeq names its product variable charge X-linked 3B (gene VCX3B). Bases 308 to 1048 code for a protein of 246 amino acids. The record is from RefSeq and is marked reviewed. The transcript has 3 exons. NCBI's taxonomy places the organism in Eukaryota, Metazoa, Chordata, Mammalia, Primates, Hominidae.